Penicillium argentinense is the source of this 5034-nucleotide messenger RNA. RefSeq names its product aminophospholipid-translocating P4-type ATPase DNF3. Lineage: Eukaryota; Fungi; Ascomycota; Eurotiomycetes; Eurotiales; Aspergillaceae. Bases 1 to 5034 code for a protein of 1677 amino acids. Gene Ontology annotation, molecular function: magnesium ion binding; ATP binding; ATPase-coupled intramembrane lipid carrier activity. The record is from RefSeq and is a predicted model, not a curated record. Gene Ontology annotation, biological process: intracellular protein transport; endocytic recycling; post-Golgi vesicle-mediated transport. The transcript has a single exon. Gene Ontology annotation, cellular component: plasma membrane.
AUGACCAACCACGACGAUGAAAAUCGUCCGGAGGACCAGCCAGAAAUUGUGAGGCGACCCUCGCUCGUCUCCGCGCGCACCAUGUCCGACUUGGGUCGGCGGGCCUCCCAACACCACCAUGUGCGCUUUUCCACCGAUCUCGAACGACCCCCGGUCGACAACUUCUCCUCAAAUUCCAAUGCGACGAAUGCCGCGGACGCCAAUACCGACCGUCGUCCCAGUUCGCGCGGACUGACUAUCGACACGGCGCAGGCGCCGCCUACAGUCCAUUCACCCGUUCGCUCGCCUACCUCUCCCCUUUCCCCGAACACCAAUCCUCUUCCCCCUACCGCGACUCUCUCCCCGACCUCACCGCAGAGCCAGGAUGCCAAUGGUCGGUCACGAUCGCGGAACCGUGGAUACUCUUUGCGUCGGUCGAUCUUCAAUAAAAAUAUCACUUCUCCCUCCGACACGACGGACUCGCCUGUUUCCCCCGGAGUGAGCCCUCGCGCUUCGGCUGACAUUACGGAAAUUCCCCCGGUCCAGCACGCACCGAGCCCAAUCGAAGAGAAGAAUGAAUUGCAGAGUGCGCCCACGGUGCCAAUUGAGCCCGCCACGAAGGAAGAGGUCGCCACCUAUAUCGAGUCAGACCCUUCGGAGCGCCCGUUGAAGGAGUACAUGUCCGUCGCUCAGGGCAAAUGGAAGAAGAAGAAGGCCGCCGGAGCCGUGGUCGUUUCUCGCAUCGAGGCCUUCCUGACGGUCCUGCAAAAGUUCAUCCUCCGCAUCAAAGACAUUCCCCCUACCAAGGAUGGUCGCCAGAUCGAUCUCAACCCGUCGACGGUCGAUACUUUGGUCGACGAGCGUACCGGCAAACCGUAUAUCGGCAAUUGGAUCCGCUCCAGUCGCUACAGUUUCUGGAGCUUCUUCCCACGCCAGCUGUUUGCGCAGUUUACCAAGUUGGCCAACUUCUACUUCUUGGUUGUGGCUAUCCUGCAGAUGAUUCCUGGUUUGAGUACGACGGGAACAUUUACGACUCUUGUUCCGCUUUUGAUUUUCGUUGGUAUCUCGAUGGGUAAAGAAGGAUUUGAUGAUUGGCGACGUUACCGUCUUGACAAAGAGGAGAAUAACCGCUAUGCUUGGGUUCUUCGACCUGGUCAGGCCCCUGUCACUGAUGGCGCGUCGAUGGCUAGUGGUGCGCAUGACUGGGUUGAGAUUAAGUGGAAGGACAUCCGAGUUGGUGAUGUGAUCAAGCUUGAGCGUGAUCAGCCUGUCCCUGCGGAUUUCGCACUCCUGCACGCCAACGGUCCCAACGGAGUCGCCUAUAUCGAGACGAUGGCUCUGGAUGGAGAAACCAACCUGAAGAACAAAUCCCCCUGCCAGCCGGUGGCCAAGAUCUGCUCCACGGUCGACGAUAUCAUUAGUAAUGCGUUGCACUUUGUCGUCGAGGACCCGAAUAUUGAUCUUUACAAGUUCGACGGCCACGUCACGGUCAAUGCCCAGGAAAAGCUGCCUCUGACAAACAACGAGAUUGUCUACCGUGGUAGCAUUCUGCGGAACACUGAUUGCGCCAUCGGAAUGGUCAUCUAUACAGGUGAAGAGUGCAAGAUUCGCAUGAAUGCCAACAAGAACCCGCGUAUCAAGAAACCUGCUCUGCAAGGCAAGGUCAACCGUGUUGUCAUGCUGAUUGUACUUCUGGUCGUUAUCCUUGCCGUUGUGUGUACGGUCUGCUAUAAAUACUGGUCCCAGGAUGUGGAGCAGAACUCCUGGUAUCUCAGUGAUGCCUCGGUCGACUAUGGUCCCAUCUUCACUUCUUUCCUUAUCAUGUUUAACACCAUGAUCCCCAUCUCUCUCUACGUCAGUAUGGAGAUUGUCAAGGUGGCGCAGAUGCUACUGCUGAACGACAUCGACAUGUACGACCCGGAAACCGACACGCCUCUCGAAGCACGUACGUCCACCAUCAACGAGGAGCUCGGCCAAGUCAGUUAUAUCUUCUCCGACAAGACUGGUACCUUGACCAACAACUCCAUGCGCUUCCGUAAAAUGAGUGUUGCUGGCACCGCUUGGUUGCACGACCUCGACCUCCAAGAAGAAGCUGCCCGCGAAGGAGAUCAUCACAAGCUCAUUCACAAGAAGCGCAAUCUCAAGGGUAAGAAGGCCGCCAAUCGCAAGUCAAACGUCUCUGAGGCUCGCAUGGCGCCCCGACCUUCCAAUGUCUCGGCUAGUGCAGAUGCCUUGCGUCGCUAUGGCCAGGCCGCCAACUAUCGCACCGUCGAGAUGCUCGAGUACAUCCAACGCAAGCCCUACACCAUCUUCGCUCGCAAGGCGAAGUUGUUCCUCCUGUCUAUCGCCCUUUGCCACACCUGUAUUCCCGAGGAAGACGACACUGGUUCCGUCGCCUUCCAGGCUGCCUCACCCGAUGAACUGGCGCUGGUCCUUGCCGCGCAGGAGCUCGGAUAUCUGGUUAUGGACCGCCAGACAAGCACCUUGACGAUUCGAAUCCAUCCCAACGGUUCCAAUGAACCUGCCGUUGACGAAGUCUACGAAAUCAUGGAUGUGAUUGAAUUUUCCAGUGCACGAAAGCGCAUGUCCGUCGUCGUCCGCAUGCCAGAUCAACGAAUCUGUGUUUUCUGUAAGGGAGCCGAUACCACACUCAUGCGCCUGUUCAAGAAAGCCGAUUUGGCGCAGGAGAAGGCGGCUGAGAUCGAGCGCCGGGUGAGCAAGCGCAAGGCCGCGGAAGCCAAUCAGGUUAUUCGCCGCAAUAGCGAGUACCAGAGUCGCAAGGAUAGCGGGGUGCGAAACAGUUUCGCUAGCCGACCUAGCUUUGCGCGCCGUCGUUCCUCUGUUUCGGGUCAUCAUGCUUCUACCCUGCGCCAGAGCAUUGAUGUCUGGCUUCGGGAUCGGGAGACUGAGGGGGGUAUCCUCAAUAGGGAUGAUGCUCAGUAUUACAGUCCCCGUCCUUCGGCACAGAUGAGCAGACACUCGGCUGCGUUUUCGGACUCUGGAAGCUCGACUAAUGGCGAGGAAGAAGAGGAUCUGGUCGAAGAGGCUCUUGCUGUUGACGAGGCUGUUAUCUUCGAGCGAUGCUUCCAGCAUUUGAAUGAUUUCGCGACUGAUGGUUUGCGUACGUUGCUUUAUGGUCAUCGAUUCUUGGAUGAGGUGACGUACAAAACCUGGAAGACUGCUUAUCACGAGGCUAGUACUAGCAUUGUGGAUCGUCAGCAGAAGAUUGAAGAGGUUGGCGAGCAGAUUGAGCAACAGCUGGAGCUGACGGGUGCUACUGCCAUCGAAGAUAAGCUGCAGAAGGGCGUCCCUGAGGCGAUUGAAAAGUUGCGUCGUGCCAAUAUCAAGAUGUGGAUGUUGACGGGUGACAAGCGUGAAACUGCUAUCAAUGUUGGACAUUCUUGCCGCCUGGUCAAGGAUUACUCGACUCUUACCAUCCUGGAUCAUGAGAACGGUGAUGUUGAUGAGACUAUCUCUCGUCUGACCCAGGACAUCACCCGCAGCAAGGUUGCUCACUCUGUUGUGGUGGUUGAUGGACAGACUCUAUCAACUAUCGAGGCGGACGAGAAUAUGCGUGAGCGCUUCUUCCAGCUUGCCAUCAAAGUCGACUCGGUUAUCUGCUGCCGCGCGAGCCCCAAGCAGAAAGCGUUCCUUGUCAAGUCUAUUCGUCUGCAGGUCAAGGAUUCCAUUACUCUCGCGAUCGGUGACGGUGCCAAUGACAUUGCCAUGAUUCAGGAGGCACAUGUUGGCAUCGGAAUCACUGGUAAAGAAGGACUCCAAGCUGCACGUAUCUCGGACUACUCGAUCGCGCAAUUCCGAUUCCUUCUGAAGCUGCUUCUUGUCCACGGUCGCUGGAACUACAUGCGCGCAUGCAAGUAUACCCUCGGCACAUUCUGGAAAGAAAUGCUCUUCUACCUCACGCAAGCUCUAUACCAACGCUGGAACGGCUACACGGGAACCAGCCUCUAUGAGUCCUGGAGUCUGAGUAUGUUCAAUACUCUCUUCACUUCUCUCUGCGUCAUCUUCCUGGGGAUCUUCACCAAAGAUCUCGCGGCCUCAACUCUUCUCGCUGUACCGGAACUCUAUACCAAGGGCCAAACACACGGCGGCUUUAAUAUCCGUCUCUGGCUCGGGUGGACCUUCAUGGCAACCUGCGAGGCAAUCAUAGUCUUCUUCACCAUGUACGGACUCUACGGCAUGAUCCACGUCAACCCAGCAGAUAUAGACACCUUUGCCCUGGGCCUCCUAACCUUCUCCGCCUGCGUCGUGGUAAUCAACUUCAAACUACAACUUCUGGAAGUCCACAACAAAACCUACCUCUCCCUGAUCGUGGUCAUCAUCUCCGUCGGCGGCUGGUUCCUCUGGAACAUAAUUCUCUCCCAACGCUACCAGCUCUCCGCCGGAAAAGGCGUCUACGACGUCCCCGACAACUUCCUCCACCACGCCGGCAACAACCUCCUCUUCUGGCUCGUCCUUCUCAUUUCCGUCACAGCCGUCCUCCUCUUCGAACUCACCGUCUCCACCCUCCGCGCUAUCUUCUUCCCAACAGACGUCGACAUCUUCCAAGAAUACGAGCAGGAUUUAGAUAUUCGCAAACGAUUCGAAGAAGCCGCCGCCAGCGAGCUACAGCUCGGCUGGGACCGCGGAAGCAAGAAGUCAUCCUUCGAGAUCGCGAGGGAGAACGAGGAGAUAGAUGCGCGCGAGCGUCAUGUUCGUGAACUCUUGGCUAGACCACGCGUUAUGACGAAUUCCCCGUCGCAGAAACCCGCGACGCAGGAAUUGGAGGUUGGGUCCGAGGGUAGUGCCCGACUUAGCGGGAGCGUGCACGGGUCUUCGGACCGGCAUGUUGAUGUCGCCUAUACUCCUCAAUAUCCCGCUAAUCCCAUCGGAGUCGAUACCUCUGCUACUGUCCCCCCGCCACAGCCAGCACACGUCACAGGCUCAACGCCCGACCAACCGGCCCCCGAAAGUCCCUGUGCACCGCGCCGCUCGGUCGAGAUCCACGAGCUCUUUAGCAAGGGCUUUGGAACCAUCCGGAAGGGACAGUUGAAGUGA